Molecule: messenger RNA, 685 nt
Organism: Nematolebias whitei (Rio pearlfish)
Lineage: Eukaryota; Metazoa; Chordata; Actinopteri; Cyprinodontiformes; Rivulidae
Gene: dut
Product: deoxyuridine triphosphatase
Exons: 6
Coding region: 182-685 (167 amino acids)
Biological process (GO): dUMP biosynthetic process; dUTP catabolic process
Molecular function (GO): dUTP diphosphatase activity; magnesium ion binding
Source: RefSeq, a predicted model, not a curated record
UAUAAGCUCUCUCUAUAUUUAUGUAUUUUUUUUUGUCGUUCAUUCCGUUUCCGUCUCGUGACGUCAUUUUGAAGGAGGUGACAAUCUUCUGAGCGGGAAAUUCUUUUAUUAAGCCUCCAAGAAAGUGGAACAGAAGGGUUCGUUGUGCUGUUUUCAAACUGUAAACGCUCUGCCAACCAACAUGCCCGCCUUAGAUGUUACAGAUGUGUCUGCACAUUCUCCAGCAAAGAGGCAAAAAACAGAAAUCGAAGGAGAGACGCCUGUACUGAGGUUUGCUAAACUUUCUGAGCAUGCCACCACUCCGACUCGUGGUUCCACCAAAGCUGCAGGAUAUGAUCUCUACAGUGCUUAUGAUUACUCCGUUGGAGCCAUGGACAAGGCCAUCGUGAAGACUGACAUUCAGAUUGCCGUUCCUCAUGGAUACUAUGGGAGAGUGGCACCAAGAUCAGGCCUGGCAGCGAAACACUUCAUCGAUGUUGGUGCUGGCGUUGUGGAUGAAGACUACAGGGGAAACGUGGGUGUCGUACUCUUUAACUUCAGCAAGGAGAUGUUUGAAGUGAAGAAAGGUGACAGAGUCGCUCAGCUGGUUUGUGAGAAGAUCUGUUACCCGCACCUGGUGGAGGAAAAGACACUUGAUGAAACGGACCGCGGCGCUGGAGGCUUUGGAUCAACUGGACGCAACUGA